Zootermopsis nevadensis is the source of this 3312-nucleotide messenger RNA. RefSeq names its product armadillo repeat-containing protein 8. Gene Ontology annotation, biological process: proteasome-mediated ubiquitin-dependent protein catabolic process. Gene Ontology annotation, cellular component: GID complex. Gene Ontology annotation, molecular function: protein binding. The record is from RefSeq and is a predicted model, not a curated record. Lineage: Eukaryota; Metazoa; Arthropoda; Insecta; Blattodea; Termopsidae.
UUGUGUUCGUGUCUAGUAUAGUCUUGUCUGCUGUGAAUUUUUUGAUAAUAGAAGGCGUGAUGGAGAUUUAUUGGUUUUGAAACUCUGUUCGUUCGAGUUUUGUGGUAUUAAGUUUACCUUCAAAAUGGUGUCUGUUAUGCACCCUUUCAUGGAUGUGGAGUGUUCACGUUCAUAUGUUGAUGAACUCUAUUCCUCAGAAGAAGAUAAAUGCUUGGAAGCUAUUGUGUGCCUAAAAAAUUCUGUUAUUGGCAGCAAUCGUCAGAAAGGCCAUGUAAUUGCGCAAGGCGUUGUACCAAGGUUACUGCAGCUUGUUGGGGAUAACAUGAUGCCAACGCAGAUCAAGGUCGAAGCAACAAUUACUCUUGGUUCUCUAGCCAAGGGAACAGAGGACCAUAUUAAGGCUUUAGUAGAUCUGGGUGUUGUACCAGUGCUAAUAAAUGGUUUGGCCAGUGAAGAAGCAAGGUUGAUUGAAGCAUGUCUGAGGUGUUUACGGACCAUCUUUGAAUUCCCAUGUGCACCCGUUGGACUAGUUUGUCAGGACGAGAAUCUACCAUUACAUCUCCUAAGUCUCAUCCCGCACUCUGUAUCCAACCAAGUGUGCAUUGCCACCAUUCUUACCGCAGGAUGCAAGACCUUAGAUAACCAGAACUUACUCUGUGGACAGGGAGCUGUUCCUGCAUUGGCUGCUUUGCUUUGUUCUCCACAUUACAAAGUUCAGAUGCCAAGCCUCCGCUGCCUAGCCAACAUGUGCUUCCAAAACCAGAAGGUGUCGGCAAUUGUUGCAACUUCCAGCUUUGGAGGAAAGUCUGUCCCUGAUUUGUUGGUGGGACUAAUGGCAAGGGACAAGCCAAGUGAAAUGCAGAUGGCAGCAGCAAGGUGUAUUACCUAUAUGCACCGAGCUGUUGCAAUUAGUGCUGAGGAUCCAAAGAUUUUGUAUCGGACACUUCCAUGCCUGGUUCGUCUUUGUAAGAAAGAUCGGCCUUGUGAAGAAAGGGUGACUGCAGCAGAGACGUUAGCAUAUCUAACAGAAGUUGACACUGAACUGCAACGUCUUGCAUCCAUUUCAAAUCAUCUGGUCCCUACUCUUUCCGAGUUGCUGCGAUACCAGCCAGAGCCAUCACACACACAGUCUAUGCAGCUGACUCCCAGUCAGACAGCACAGAGAUUGGAGCAGGAGGUGAAGAUAGCGCAGGACAUGAAGCAAGCAGCUUUCAGAGCCUUUGCAUCAUUGGGAGCUAAUGAUGAAGAUAUACGCAAGAAAAUAAUUGAAACAGAUAACCUGAUGGACCAUAUUGUUAGUGGGCUUCAGGACCCAAGCCCACGAGUUCAGCUCGCUGCUGUUCGAUGUCUCCAUUCACUUUCUCGAUCUGUUCAGCAGCUUCGAACCACCUUCCAGGAUCAUUCAGUGUGGCGACCACUGAUGCAGCUUCUACAGGGGGCUUCUGAUGAUAUCUUGACAGUUGCUUCCUCUACACUCUGCAAUUUAUUGCUUGAAUUCUCCCCCAGUAAAGAACCUAUUCUUGAGUCAGGUGCCGUGGACUUGCUCUGUGGACUUACAAGACGUCAGGAUCCAGCAUUACGACUUAAUGGGAUAUGGGCUCUUAUGAACAUGGCAUUCCAGGCUGAACAGAAGAUUAAGUCCCAAAUCCUUCAUGCAUUAGGCACAGAUCAGAUUUUUCGAUUAUUGUCUGAUCCAGAAGUAGUUCUUAUGAAGACGCUGGGGUUGUUACGAAACUUAUUGUCAACAAAACCUCAUAUAGACCACAUUAUGGGUCUUCAUGGUAAUCAGAUUAUGCAGGCUGUGGUGCUAAUAUUAGAAGGAACCCAUAGUGCAGAAGUCAAGGAGCAGGCUUUAUGCAUUCUGGCUAAUAUUGGUGAUGGAGAAUUAGCUAAGGAAUACAUAAUGGCCAAUGAAGAUGUUCUGAAGAAACUUACUGAUUACAUGAUGCACUCCAAUGUGAAAUUACAGAUUGCAGCUAUCUUUUGCAUUUCAAAUUUGGUAUGGCGUGAAGAAGCAGGAUCAAGUGAGCGCCAGGCGCGACUGCGAGACCUUGGUGUGUACAAAUUACUUCAGCAGCUCAUCAUGACAUCUGACACACUUCUCUUUGACAAGGUGAAAACAGCGAUGACCCAGUUUUCAGAUGCAUGAUGGACGUUGUGAUAACUGCUGUCCUACAAAGUUUGCAUUGACUGGUCUUUGUGUACUGCUAUGUAGUUCAAGGUCGUGAAACCUAAUGUUUUGUGAGAUGCUUUGUUCUUUCAUUUCAGUAUAAAGAUUUUGUGUGUAGUAGUGGCGUAAACAUGAUACUAAAGCUAAGAUGAUUAAGCUUAGCUGAAUGUAUAUGUUUUUUCACAUCAAAAUUCUUUGAAGGACCAUUACUUACCAUAUUUUAACAUCAUGUAUUAAAUUUGAUUGGUGAUACUUAAAAGACCAUAUACAUUGAUUAAAUGUAUUUGGGUAACUGUUUCUUAGGUAAUUUAAGAAUACUGCAUGGGUAAAGGAUAGAAAUUUCAACUGAUUACCAGAAACAUGUCAAACAUACAGUGUUAUUAGUACACCUCUGUGCUCAUUUUGCUUUUUAGUGGGUGCAUGAGGGUAAUGGCGAUGAAUGUACAGCUUACAGAUAGCCUGUUGUUCUAUGUGUUGUUUUCACAAGAACCUACCAUUUUACUUUAUCCUGCACAUGAUGAAUUCAAUCCAAAUUUAAUUCACCAUUCAAUAUGGUAAUUGGUCAAUUUGUGAUAAUGGAUGUGUGUGUAACAAUAGUAGGUAGGUGUGCUUUGGUAAUGGUAUGUUUUUAUUGCUCUUUAAUGUUUGGUCAUGCCAUACUUCUACACUUAUGCAGUACAUUAUACCAUACCAUUGUACAAAUAAUCCUGAAUAUAUUAUAAACAGGCAAUAAUGAGAAAAUACAGAUUUAAAAUAAUUUAGCAAAUACAUAUUUGAACAUGUUAUGUUGUUUAAAAAGGCAGAAAAAGAAGUAGCACAGCUAUAUAAACAUAUUAUUGUAGCUGGUAAUAUGGCAGUACUCUUAAGCAAAGUGAAGAUCAUUAGAAUGUAUUCUUUGAUUAAUUUUUAGCAGUUUCAAUAGUCUGUAACAAAAGUGAUGUAUGAGGAAUGUUUUGCAAUCUUGAUAAGGCUUUUUGACUGUGUUAAUCAUAGCAUAUAGUGACUAAACUAGCUUAUGUGGAAUAUGUGUAAACACUAAUGAACAGCACAUAUCUUACAAAAAUAAAACAAAGGGUUACAAAUAAAUCUACACAUACAAAAUAGUGUUUGUUGUAAGUGGAAUAAAGUUCAACAUCACGUUC